Messenger RNA from Ectocarpus siliculosus, 1654 nucleotides. NCBI's taxonomy places the organism in Eukaryota, Phaeophyceae, Ectocarpales, Ectocarpaceae. The record is from the annotation of a GenBank genome assembly.
GCCGAGCCGGAAGGCACUGCGUAAUUCAGCGGGUGUACCUGAUCGUCUCUACCAACUGUGAGGCCAGCCCUCAUGGCAUCAUCCAAAGCUUCCGUUUUGGUGGUAGCAGCGGCAACGGCGGUCUUCGCCGUCGCGUACGCGAUCGCACGACCCCGGAAACUCAAACGGAGGAACGAUGUGACGGGCAGAUUGCAAAACUUGGUGUGGCAUAAGCCUCUGUCGGGGCUUCCGACGGAGGGGGCGGUCCUUCUCGUGGACGGGGCGUACAUGCUUGCCGAGGGGGUGUCGUGGAAUCAUCUCGAGCAGGAGCUGUGGUGGGUCGAUAUCAACGGGAAGAUGAUAAUGAGGCUUUUUUGUAAGUCCGAUGAGGACGGAGAGGAUGGCCUUGGCGCCUCCCUGGCAGCGGAAGGCUGGGAUGUACAGACCAGACCCGGCUCGCUCGCGCUCCGAGAAGGGGGGGCCCGUGGACGGAAACCCGGGUAUCCUCUGGUGGUGGCGUUCGAAGACGGUUUUUUUUUGUGCGACCCUUCCACCGGGGGGCGUGUCGCUGCCGCCGCGGCUGCCGGAGGGGAGGACGAGUACGAGCAGCUGCCCAACACCCGGCUGAACGACGGCAGGUGCGAUCGCCAAGGGCGCUUCUUGUGCGGCGGGAUUAACCUCGAGAACAUCGACCAGCCGCCGGACUUGUGGAAACCUCGAGCCGGCGUGUUUCGCCUCGAGGAAGGGAAGGGGGUGCGGCGGAUCCUCCCCGACGAGGAGUUUCGGUGCUACAACGGCACCUGCUUCUCGCCGGACGGGCGGACCAUGUACGCGGCGGAGACUCCCCUACAGAAGAUCGCCCGCUACGACUACAACCCCGACACGGGGGACAUUACGAACAAGAGGGUGUUCGUGGAGCUCGAGGAGGGAUACCCUGACGGCGCAACCGUAGACACGGAAGGUUGCGUAUGGGUUGCCAUGUUUAGCUGCGGGGAGGUCCGCCGAUUCAGCCCCGAGGGGGAGCUUCUUCGGACAAUUCCUGUCCCCGGAGCGAAAAACACGACCUGCGUGGCCAUUGGGGGGCCCGACCUCGACAUCCUCUUCAUCACGUCCGCAAGCGUGGGGCUCAACGACCAGCAGCGCAUGGAGCAGCCCAACGCCGGAGCCGUGUUCGCGAUCCGACUGGAAGGGGUCAAGGGGAUUCCGGAGCCGCGCUUCCGUGGAUGAGAGCCCAAAUCUCCUUCUCCCUGCAACUACUUUUGUGUUUCGUGGACUUUGGCUGUUGGUGUUUCGUCGACGGUUGCUGGUCGUUCCAACCGUGCAUAUAUAUAUUUGUUUUUUUCCUCUUUAAAGUUGCCGUCGCUCCAGUUUCUAACGCCUUUGACACCUUUGGGCCCUUUAUGCUAAAGUUUGGGGUGACGCAGACAAGAAGUUUUCUGGGAUGGGGGGUUGUUGGUGCGAGAAGAGGUUUCGGCAGUCCUUGGAAGUCUAUCGACGACGGCCUGGAGCGACUUUUACUUGGGGAGAAACGUGUGUAUUUGUUCAUUGGUUCUCGUUUCUUGUUUCGACAGUCUUCCCUGCUGCUACUGCUGCUGUGAAAGAUCCCAAGGCAGGAAUGACUCGCCCUUGAGUGUUAUUUUUCGUGUGAAAGACGACAAUAAAUGGCUACAAACUU